Molecule: messenger RNA, 4244 nt
Organism: Erpetoichthys calabaricus (reedfish)
Lineage: Eukaryota; Metazoa; Chordata; Cladistia; Polypteriformes; Polypteridae
Gene: tlnrd1
Product: talin rod domain containing 1
Exons: 1
Coding region: 2435-3502 (355 amino acids)
Molecular function (GO): actin binding
Source: RefSeq, a predicted model, not a curated record
GAACACAAAAGAGAGAUUACAGCAAAGGCGCCGCCAAAGAUCUUAAAGCAAUGUUUCAGUGACAGUGCGUACAACAGAAAAAAGUGCUGGGGACGCGGCUCAAGGGUUUUCUUUUUGCAGUUUUCUACCGGAAGCCAAGCCCGAAAAAAAAGGAAAAGAAAUAAAAAAAAAAAAAGAAGGAUUAAAGAAGGUCGGUCGAGGGCUAGGAUUUGAAGAGCCAUUCGAUCGGCCUCGACAGGCUAACUUUAUCUCUCUCCACACGCCGGUAAUCGAAAAUGUCCCCACGUCGGGGCCUCGGGAAAAGGGACGGAUCGCUGCAUCGUGAUUUGCCAGACGAAUCAUCAGGACGGUAGAUUUGACCGAUGGAAUGGUGACGGCCACAUAAAUGAAAGCAUCCCUUCUGUGGACGUGAAGGUGGAUUUCCAGUUUCAUUAUGUGAGCUUGUGGCUUUUUUCUUUUUUUUUGGUUGUUGUUGUUUUUGGUUUUUUUUUUUUUGUUCCUUAUCCCCCACCUGAAGACGACUCACGUUAAGGCUCCAAACUUGCAGUAUUUUUGGGUGAGUAGAAGCCACCCCGUCCGCUUCGCUCUGUGUUCAAAUGAUCGGGCAGUCCAAGUGCGGCCACACCCUCUUCUGCUUCCUGAUACGAGAGAUGCAGCGAGGAGGGAGACGACGACUUUGUACAGAGAGCUGCCGCUGACUCCCCCCACUCCCCUUUGCCACUACCGCCACCAACACCUCCUCCUCCUACUCUUACUCCUCUUCAUUUCGAACCACUCGGCUCGUGAAAAGUGCCGUGAUUGUUUUCAGCAAAGCGAAGGAACGGCGAUCACGAGGCCCCGGCAAGAAAGAAACCGAAGAAAGUUUGGCAGCAGCCGAGAGAGAGAGAGAGAGAGAGAGGGGGACUGGCUGGAGGACACACCUCGCCGACGCACGCGCGCGACAAAGGAGCCUUUACUUUUAUUGGAGAUAAUGCACAUCAAAACUGAAAGCUGCCCCCGCUACCGGACGAGGAAAGGAUUGGGCGCAGAGUUUUGCUAACGAGGAUAAUUCGGAGGAAGAGACGACAUGCAUAUGGGAUUGUACCUGCAGGAAGAUCGAGGUCGCAGGACGGAAUUCUGCCUGAAAAAGAAGCGAUUAAAAGGCCAGAGUGACACCCGCUGCUCCUCCGCAUCCGCCGGCCCGCUGCUCUAGUUGCUGGGCUUCAACAUCCAACUUUCGUUUCUUUUGCUUGACUUCAUUUUGUUGUCCAAAGCGACGGCCACCCAACCUCCAAAUUUCACUCCCCCUUUUCUUUCGGAAGAUUUAAUGGGAUGAUGUUGCCGGAGAAGCUCGGCGAUCGCGGCGAGGUCAGUAGGAACUGCAGCAGUGGUGGUCGUCGUUGUUUUACGAGAGGCGCGCCGGUGCCUGCCCGGCAUUUUAGGGUGGUCAAACUGAGCUCCAUACGAUCGUACUUGCGUUUCGCCCAACUGAAAGCUCCUGCUGCCUUUUCGCUAGCAGGUAUUGUCGAUUCCAACUUGCCUGGCACGGAAUAAUAGAAAGUUUCAGAGAAUUUAGUUUUAUAGUUUUUUUUUUGUUUACUUUAAAUGUGUACAUUUGAUCUGCACUUUGAACACAGUUGGCAACUGGCACUGUAAAAUAUCUUAAUACUUUUAAGGAUCUUUAACAUUUUGUUUUAUCAAGUGGAGCUGACAUUUGCAAAACUAUUGAUAAUAUUUGUGUGUGUGUGUGUGUGUUUUAGCAAUAUUAACAUUUUUUUGUUUAGUAGAUUUCAUUUAUAAUAGGAAGGAGGCACUAGAAAUUGAAUGUGAAGGCAGCCUAGGUGUGUUUUGUUCAAUUCCAUACUAGAAACACUCCAUUUAUCCUUUGCUUGCCAAUUUCAGGGUUAGAGUGAGCUGAAUCGCACCACUGGCUGAAACUUUAUUUGAUUUUAUUUAAGGGGUCGAGACAUAUAUUACUAAACUUAAGAACAACUGUCCACAAGUUCAAAUUUUCUUAGUUUUGAGGGGAGUUUUAGCAUUGCACUUUUCUUAGAAGAAGAAGAAGAAGAAAAAAACAAAAAUCCGCCAGCAGUUACAGUAACAUGAGUUGCCCCUCAUUUUCGUUGGGAUUUCCAAGGACGGGGGAUCAAUGGGUGUGGGGGGCGCUUAUGUCGAGUAGACUAGUAAGGAAGGAUUAUUUGAAGUCACAGAGCUGAAACGCGUUAGGGGGGGCACAGAUAUGGCAGGUGUGCCAACUUAGCGUUGUCAUUUGUCUCUUUUUUUUUUUUUUUUUGCCACCCCUCGUUUUGCUUGCUCAGAAGCAGUUGAUCGUUUUAUUUAUUUUUUGGUUUUAUUUUUUUUUCUGUGGAAAUCAUUGUUUUAAGUUCCACCCCUAACUGCAUGGUGUCUGCGAUUUAAACCGUUUCCAAUAUCCACACAGAUUGACCACCCUACUAUGGCUAGUAGUGGCUCGGGCAAGUCGACAAGUGAGGGUUCUUCUAGCCAACUAAGCAGCAGCUCCUGUCUGCAGAGGAAAAAACUCUCCUUUGCCUGUGAUAUCUGCAAAAGCAAAAUGCAGCUGGUCGCGGAUCUACUGCUUCUGUCCAGCGAGACGAGACCCGUCAUCAGUAGCGAGGGUCUUUCUGUUGGGGAAACCUUUGAGAAAUGCAGGGAUACCAUCAUCGCCAGGACUAAAGAGCUCUCGAUCCUCACCCACGAUAUUCAGAGCCACCUCAAUAUGGGCAAGUUCAGUGAAGUGGGGGAAAGGCUGAUGGAAAUGGGGGACCUGGUGGUCUCGCUGACUGAGUGCUCGGCGCACGCCGCCUACCUGGCAGCCGUUGAGGCCCCGGGUUCCCAGGCGGCACUUCCCGGCUUGGUGGACCGUUACAAAGUGACCCGGUGCAGACACGAAGUGGAGCAAAGCUGUGGCACGCUGAGAACGAUGGCACUGGGCGACCUGACGCCUCAACUCUUGCUGGAGGUGUCCCAGAACAUGUCCAGAAACCUAAAGACGUUGACGGACGUCUGUGCCGUGGCCAGUGAGAAAUCCAAGGACAAGUUUGCCAAGGAGCAGUUCAAAGUGAGCGUGAAGUUGAUGAGCACGAGUGCCUCGGCCCUCCUGGCAUGCGUCAGGGAAGUGAAAACAUCUCCUAGCGAACUGACACGGAACAGGUGCGUCUUAUUCGGCGGACCCUUGGUGCAAUCCGUACACGCCUUGGUGGGCUUUGCUACUGAGCCCCAGUUUUUGGGCAAAGCUGCCGCUAUCAGUCCGGAAGGGAAGGCAGUACAGACUGCGAUUCUAGGGGGCGCAAUGAGCGUGGUCUCGGCUUGCGUGCUCCUGACUCAGGGCCUCAGGGAUAUUGCCCAGCACCCAGAAAACAGCACCAAGAUGUCCGAUUACCGAGAGCGCCUACGGAACUCUGCUUGCGCCGUCUCCGAUGGAUGCAACUUGUUGUCUCAGGCUCUAAGGGAAAGAUCUUCACCCAGGACUUUACCGCCAGUUAAUUCCCAUUCUGUGAAUUAAAAACAAAACAAAAAAAUUAAUAAUAAUAAUAAUAAUAACAACAAAUCUAACCUGUUAUAACAAUUUUAUAUACCAAAGAGUUUUAUUUGGAUUAACCAUUCUCAGUUCAGACCAUAAAUGCAAAGAAAAAUGGCUAAUGGUUCACAGUAGCUUCUUUUGAGCCUUUAAUGCACAAAAUGAAAGGCAUCCCCAUUCACACACACACACACACACUCUGCAAAAGUAUAGUAAUGAUCAUAAAAAUAAAAAUAGUAAUUAAAAAAAAGCAGAACCACGCUGGAAGUGGUUUAAUACUUUUAGGUUCCACAUAUCGCUAGUAACCAUUAGCCAGAUCUGUACAAGCAUUCAUAUAUACAGAUAGAUAUAUAUAUAUACAUAUAUAAAUAAAUAUAUACAUAGUAUCUAUAUAUUUAUAUAGAUUCAUGUAUUUAUAUGAAAAUGUAAAAAAAAAGGUUACCUCAGUUUUCAAAAUUUGAAAACAACAUACGAAACGAUGGAUGUAGCUACAUGUCUUUGACCUUUUUGAAACCACGUGUUUGAUAGAAGUGAAUCGGUUGUGCAAAAUGAGGAGCGUGACAGUUGUGUUUGUUUUCCAUGUGUGAAUCUGAAAGGCUAGAAGCUGCUGUGAGGGUCCUUUAGAGAUCUUACACUAUUCACCGGACUUAAUUGUCUUUUUUUUAUGUGUUUUUGAUCAUGCAUGUACUGGAGUAUUUAUUUCAACCAUUAAAAUGUUGUUUCUAUA